Glarea lozoyensis ATCC 20868 is the source of this 4242-nucleotide messenger RNA. Its product is annotated as P-loop containing nucleoside triphosphate hydrolase. NCBI's taxonomy places the organism in Eukaryota, Fungi, Ascomycota, Leotiomycetes, Helotiales, Helotiaceae. Gene Ontology annotation, biological process: mitotic chromosome condensation. The transcript is spliced from 3 exons. The record is from RefSeq and is a predicted model, not a curated record. Bases 1 to 4242 code for a protein of 1413 amino acids. Gene Ontology annotation, cellular component: chromosome. Gene Ontology annotation, molecular function: ATP hydrolysis activity; ATP binding; protein binding.
AUGUCGGAAACACCUGCAAGACCUUCGCGACGGGUGGCAGCCAGAAGGAGGAUGGUCGUAGAGUCUGACGACGAGGAAGAUCAGAUCGCACAAUCUCAGAUCAAAGAGGAAAGUGAAGAGGACUUCACCCCAGCACCCAAGAAAAGCCCGCGAAAGGCGCCAGCACCACGACGAAAGACUUCAAAUAUUGUCGCCAGUACACCAAGGACCGUUGGACGGCCGAAAAAGAGCCUGGCAAAUGAGAGCAUCGAACCCUCUGAAAUGUUUGACGCAGAACAAACGAUGACGCCCGCGCCAGAUUCCCCUACCAAGAAAGCGUCGCCUCGAAAACGUAAGAGCGUACCUAUUCGAGGUGGUCGCAGUUCAAAAACACCAGAACUACCUCCACCACUCCCAACUCCUCAACCUUCGCAGUCCCCUGAACCAUCUCUUCUACAAGGAACACCGCUCGCAGACAUCACAGCCUCCCUCAAUGAUCGCCCACGAACGGCAGAUAGUCAAGCUUCAGCUGUGAAGCCCAUCAGAGCGUUAGAUACCGUGUUGGAGAAGCCCAUGGAUAUUGUCCUGAAAUCAAGAUCCGCGACUGCUCCAGUGGUUGAGGAUACUGGACCAAAAGCUCGAAUCGUUAUUACCUAUCUUAUUCUUACGAACUUCAAAAGUUACGCUGGCCGCCAGGAAGUCGGUCCUUUCCAUGCUUCCUUUUCCUCUGUCGUUGGACCCAACGGUUCUGGAAAAUCCAACGUCAUUGAUUCCCUUCUCUUCGUGUUUGGCUUUAGGGCAAGCAAAAUGCGACAAGGAAAGAUUUCUGCGCUUAUCCAUAAUUCUGCUGCAUUUCCCAACCUUGAUUUCUGCGAAGUAGCUGUUCAUUUCCAGGAAGUCAUGGAUCAACCAAAUGGAACACCCCUAAUAAUACCUCAAUCUGAUCUUGUUAUUUCGCGAAGAGCUUUCAAAAAUAAUUCAAGCAAGUACUACAUGAAUGGAAAAGAGUCGAACUUCACCGUGGUCACCACUCUUCUGCGCGACAAGGGUGUGGAUCUCGACCACAAGAGAUUUUUGAUUCUUCAGGGAGAGGUCGAAUCUAUCGCACAGAUGAAACCCAAAGCUGCUAAUGAGCAUGAUGACGGACUUCUUGAAUACCUUGAAGAUAUUAUCGGCACUUCAAAGUACAAGACUCCAAUUGAAGAAUCAGCAACAGAGGUCGAGACUCUGAAUGAAGUUUGCGUCGAGAAGAGCGGGCGGGUGCAACAUGUGGAAAAGGAGAAGAAUGGCUUGGAAGACAAAAAGAACAAGGCCCUCGCUUAUAUCAAGGACGAAAACGAACUAACGAUGAAACAAUGUGCACUCUACCAAGUUUACAUUAAUGACUGCGGUGAUAACUUAGCUGUUACGGAAGAGGCAAUUGGACAAAUGCAAGCUCAACUCGAUUCAGAGCUAGAAAAGCACCAGGGAAAUGAGGAAGGAAUCAAACAGCUCGAAAAACAAUACAAAAAGGGCCAGAAAGAGUACGAUGCUCUGGACAAAGAUACACAAGGCAUCUUGAAGGAAAUGGCAAAAUUUGAUCAGGAGCACGUCAAGUUCGAGGAAAAGCGCAAGUUUCUAUUGAACAAGCAAAAGAAACUUGAGAAGGGCAUUUCAACCGCAGAAUCCGCUGCCACGGAAGCUGAAUCAACGAUCGAGUCGUGCAGUACGGAGAUUGAGCAAUCGGCAAAAGAGAUUGCUACAAUGGAAAAGCGCAUGAUGGCCGAGGAAAAAGAACUGACAAUAAUCCGAGAAAGCCUCAAAGGUAAGACGCAGGCAUUUUCAGACAAGAUCGCAUCAAAGCAAAAAUCCUUGGAGCCUUGGAAUGAGAAAAUCAAUCAGAAACAAUCUGCUAUUGCGGUUGCAGAGAGCGAACUUGCUAUCUUACAUGAAAAGGCAAAUGCAGGUGCAGUCGCCCUGGAAGAAACCCAAGCCAAGCUCGCCGUUAUUGAGGAUGGUCGCAAAACAAAAAUGGUAGAUCUCGAGAAAUGCAAGGCCGAACGAAAGGUUUUGGAAAAAGAAGCAGCCAAAGUUCAAAAAGAAUUAGAUCAGCUUCUGCAAACUGAACCAGAACUUCGCUCGCGGCUAUCAGGCGCACGUCAAAAAGCGGACGAAGCUCGUGCAAGCCUUUCUAAUACACAGACUCAAGGAAAUGUGCUCACGGGUCUAAUGCGACUGAAGGAAUCGGGUCGUAUCGAAGGUUUUCACGGCCGUCUUGGUAAUCUAGGUACCAUUGACAAGAAGUACGACAUCGCUAUUUCCACCGCCUGCGGGGCUCUUGACAAUUUUGUGACAGACACCGUCGAAGGAGGGCAGCAAUGUAUCGAAUACCUCCGAAAGACGAAUCUUGGACGAGGAAAUUUCAUGUGUCUAGACAAACUUGGGAGCCGUGACCUUUCCGAAAUCGAGACACCGGAAAAUGUUCCCCGUUUGUUUGAUUUAAUUACCGCCAAGGACGAGAGGUUUCGUGCCGCCUUUUAUUAUUCUCUUCAAAAUACGCUUGUGGCGAAAGAUCUUGCGCAAGCUAAUCGAAUUGCUUAUGGAGCGAAACGUUGGCGAGUAGUAACUUUGGAUGGCCAACUCAUUGACAAGUCCGGUACCAUGUCAGGUGGUGGCAAUACUGUCAAGAAGGGUUUGAUGUCGUCAAAGCUCGUUGCAGAGGUGUCAAAAGAACAAGUCACAAAGCUGGAAGUCGAUCGUGAUGAUCUGGAAAGAGAUUUCCAAGCCUUUCAAGAUCGCCAACGCGAGCUUGAGUCACAACUGCGAGCUCUUAAUGACGAUAUCCCACGACUAGAUACCAGAAUGCAGAAGAUUGGCCUUGAGGUAGAGAGUUCUGCCAAAAACCUAGCAGACGCUCAGAGGCGCAUUAAAGAGCUGAGCAAGGAACAUCAACCGUCACAGACAGACGAUAGUCGAGUAGAUUCUCUCCAGAAAGAUAUCAACAAGCUCAACAAAGAGAUUGACAACCUUCGAAGUGAGACGUCCAGUGUUGAGGAAGAAAUCAAAGCACUGCAAGAUAAAAUCAUGGAGGUUGGUGGCGAGAAACUUCGUGCUCAAAGAGCCAAGGUCGAUGCGUUCAAGGAGGAGAUUGCAGCACUCAAUGAAGCUCUUUCCACCGCCGAAGUCACUAAAGCAAAGGCCGAAAAGCAGAAAAGUAAACAUGAGAAGGAUCUUUCAAAAGCGUCGAAAGAGCUCGAAACCGCCAUUGCAGACCUCGAGUCCUUAGAACAGGAUAUCAAGAAUCAAAGCUCAGACGCGGAAGGGUAUCAGAACCGUGUCGACCAGGCUCAAGAAUCGCUUCGCGAGAAAAAGCAGGAACUAUCCACCGUCAAAGCAGAACUGGACGAAAAGACUUCUGCCCUCAACGAGACCCGUGCGAUCGAGAUCGAAAUGCGCAACAAGCUCGAGGAGAACCAAAAGGUCUUGGCUGAGAACCAGAAGCGACUGCGUUACUGGAAUGACAAAUUAGACAAACUCGCUCUCCAAAAUGUCAGCGACCUUGGCGAGGAAAUCACCCCGGAGGAGCUCCCUUCAUACACCAAGGAUGAGCUUGCAGAUAUGCGCAAAGAUUCUCUGAAAGCUGAGAUUGCCGCGCUGGAGGAGAAGACCCAGAAUGUCAAUGUCGAGCUAGGAGUCCUCGCCGAAUAUCGAAGACGUGUUGAGGAGCAUGCGGCUAGAAAUGCCGAUCUACAAAGUGCUGUCGGCCAGCGUGACACGGCGAAGAAACGUUGCGACGAGUUGAGACGACUUCGACUUGAAGGCUUCAUGGAAGGCUUCAGCACCAUCUCUUUACGGUUGAAGGAAAUGUAUCAAAUGAUCACAAUGGGUGGCAAUGCCGAGCUAGAAUUAGUUGACUCUCUGGAUCCCUUUUCGGAGGGCAUUCUUUUUAGUGUUAUGCCCCCCAAGAAAUCAUGGAAGAACAUCUCCAAUCUGUCCGGUGGCGAAAAGACAUUGAGUAGUCUUGCUUUGGUAUUUGCUCUACACCACUACAAACCGACUCCACUGUAUGUUAUGGACGAGAUUGACGCUGCCUUGGAUUUCAGAAACGUCUCAAUUGUGGCAAGUUACAUCAAGGAACGAACGAAGAAUGCCCAAUUUAUCGUAAUUUCCCUGCGUAAUAACAUGUUCGAGCUUGCCUCGAGGUUAGUAGGAGUAUACAAGGUAAAUCAUAUGACAAAGUCUGUCACGAUAGAAAACAAGGACUAUAUCAACGGUACCGCGUAA